AAGAUGUUCUGGCUUCCCGCAAAAUUCAGGAAGACCGUUCAAGACGAAGAUACGCAUGAUGGCGGGGUCCGAAUCGCCUCUGAUGAGAAUACAAAAGCUAGUCGGAAGCAGGCAAAAGAAAAGGGGAAACGUACUUCGUUAGAGAAUAAAGGAGCGACCACCUCUACCAUUGCCGCUUCCACCUUCAGAGAUCUCCGACGAAGAAUAUGAAGAUAUGUCAGCAGUGCCACACGCUAGGACUCCAGAACCUUCUAGAACUAAACCACCGAUACCAUCUCCGAAAGCCCGGAAGCAAAUAAACAUGAAUUAAAUAGCAAGCUAAAAAAGAAACUACCCGUGCCUCCAACGAAACCCGUGGAAAAACUUCCGAAACCAAUGCCUCCACCGCAAACUCAGAAGAAAUCACUAAAAUCACGUAAAACUUUUUCAGCCUUUAUAACGAAUCCUGAAACAGUCAACGAGCUAGAGAAUAUCCUCAAGAAGAAAGGAAUUGGGCCCAGUGGAAAUACAACGGCAUCCACUCGCUUCAAGGAACUUCUACAUACUCCAACUCUACCAAUACAGCCUGCCACUCAAAAACCUACCCCUCCUUCGGCUGCAGCAAAACCUCCUCUGCAAACAACUCUACCGAAGCCUUGUGGGCCUAAAAUACAACCACCUCCAUCCAUUACUCGGAAGCCAAGUCUGCCUUCGCCAAUGGAUGCACCAGUCCCACCACCAAUUUCAACAUUACCAAGACCCACACAAUCCGUACCAGUUAAAGAACCAGAAGAAGACGACUGUGAAUGGGACGGCGAAGACUGGACAUACGAGCCUUUACCACAGCAAAAUAUUUACAGCGUGUGAUAACAACGAAUAUAUGUCUAUUUGUUACUUAAUCUCAGAAAUGGCAACAUACGAUAUCCUAAUCAGAUCUCUUCAAUGCAACAGUUGCCAAUAGCUAAAGAUUUAUAAUGUAAUCUAUAACAAUGUAUUUUUUAUUUUAAUAAGUACUUAGCAAAAUAGCGGCGAUAGCCUAGUUGGGUGUGGAACGGACUGCCGAGACGAUUGUCCGCGGGUUUAAAACCCAAGCGCACACACAUCUGACUUUUCAAAAGUUAUGCGUUGAUACUUUGUGAAUUAUUGCUUACUUUAAAGCUGAUGGAAUACAUCGUGAGGAAAUCUGCAUAUCUGAGAAAUGCUUUACAACAAUUUAGGAGGUAUGUGAAGUCCGCCAACCCGCACUACACCAGCGCGGUGGACUAAGGCCUAAACCGUCUCAGUAGUAGAGGAGGUCUAUGCCCAGAAGUAGUCUGGUGAAACAAAAACUCAGUCGCAUUCACUUUUUGUUUUUAUUGCUCCGUAUUUCCCUCUCCUUCCCACCAUAUAUAAAUGAUUAAGUAAUUGCACAAAUAUAUUUGUUAAAACCUCAUACUUGUUUUAUAUCAUAGUGUUAUUUGAAGUUCGUUUUUACACAACUCAGAGAAUGCCAAAUAAACUUUGCAUUUAUAAUAUUAUACCCGUGCUGUAAAUACAGAAACAAAAGUGUGAGAGAGACAAAACGACCAUGCGGCCUUUGCAACGGAUAUACUCAUUGAAUGCCUCAGUAUACACCCGCGGGAAAGAGACAGUUAUUGGUCGCGCAGUCGCUUCGUCUCUUUCUAGAGGUUUAUUGCUUUCCCAGUUGUUAUUAAAGUUUUCUUACAGAAAAGGAAAAAUUGCCAAAAUAACAGAUAAACCCAAAAAUAUUUUAUCUGAAUUCGAUGUAAAUAUUUUUACGAUCUCCAAAAUAAGACCCAGAGAUACAAGUUAAUUACCAUUGCUUUCUGUCAAACAGUGAAACUAAUUUUAACAUGUACCGUCACCAACAAAAGUAUGAAUAAAUUAAAAACAUAAAAAAUGCGACACCUCACAAUUUUUCUGUAUCUAAAAUAAAGUUAACCCUGUGAAGUUUAUUUUAGCGAAAACAAAACGAUUAUUGAUACAAAAUUAAAAGGAUUUGAAAUUAAGAAUUUGGUCAAUUCCUUUUGUGGCAGACUAUUAGAGAAUACAGUUCUGCAUCAGCAUGUACAAUUAUUGACUCGAUAUUAUUGAGUUCUUAUUCAUAUCAUGAGGUGGUCUUCUCCAUAUAUUUUAAGAUUACAGUAUCUUUCUCAUCUUUGGGUCGUGUAGGGAUAUUUUUAAUGUAACUAAGACUUAAGAAAACUACGUAGAAUUAAUUUUACUGUUAAUAUGUACAAUGCAUUUAUUUUCAUUAAUUAUAAUAUUUCGAUAAACAAAA
Molecule: messenger RNA, 2260 nt
Organism: Manduca sexta (tobacco hornworm)
Lineage: Eukaryota; Metazoa; Arthropoda; Insecta; Lepidoptera; Sphingidae
Product: gibberellin-regulated protein 14-like
Exons: 11
Coding region: 376-846 (156 amino acids)
Source: RefSeq, a predicted model, not a curated record